Molecule: messenger RNA, 1447 nt
Organism: Lytechinus variegatus (green sea urchin)
Lineage: Eukaryota; Metazoa; Echinodermata; Echinoidea; Temnopleuroida; Toxopneustidae
Product: TM2 domain-containing protein 1-like
Exons: 6
Coding region: 338-925 (195 amino acids)
Source: RefSeq, a predicted model, not a curated record
GAGUACAUGGCUCAAACAAUAAACCAUUUCAUUCAUAGCGCAUGUAAUACUUUUGCACACAUAUCUGAUCAAAUAAUCAUGCUACUGUGAUUCAGUCGUUCAAAUUAGACAGGGGUUAAAUCUCCGGCCGUUACAUCACAUUCGUUGGCUACGUGGUAAUUUUGGUGUGUGCGAUGCGCGACGUUGGCUUCUAAUUUCUCUGCUAGCUGCUCUUUUGGUGUUCUGUACCCACUGGAAACCUCCAAACAGUGCAAUUGAAUUUUAAGACUUAUACAACUGAUACCUCCUAGAACAGAAGAUCUCCCAUUGAAGACCUCCUGUUGAGAAGUUGGGCCUGAUGGCGGUUUUACUGUGUCUACUGAGGCGACUGAGUGAACGGAAGUUAUGGAUAUGCCUGAGUAUUGUCAUUGGUCUACUUCUUGACAUUGUCUGUCUGGAAGAUAUUGAUCUCACUUGCUCUGAGCUACUACUUGGACAAUAUCAGUGCAGUGACCCUGAAAUAGAUCCUGUAACUCAGGCAGCAAGCGGAUGUACAGAUGGCAGUGUUAAUGUUGACUGUUAUCCAGCUCCUGGUAUAACAUGUGAUGGUACAACCUAUAACGGCACCACUCCUGGAUUUCACAAACAAGUUCCUUGUAGAAACACGAAAGGCUACUCCUACCGGACAACUCUCCUUCUCUCCAUCUUCUUAGGAAUGUUUGGUGUUGAUAGAAUGUAUCUGGGCUACCCUGCUCUAGGGCUACUCAAAUUCUGCACCAUGGGUCUUCUGUUUGUUGGCCAUUUUGUAGAUGUCAUACUCAUUGCAACACAGGUGGUUGGUCCGGCUGAUCGCUCAGAAUAUGAGAUGGAUUUCUACGCCCCAAAGCUGAUCAAGAUGGGAGUGGACAAUGAGACUUACUAUGUUCCACAAGAUGUUCUGACGUGACAUGUUCAGUGAUUUGUACAUAGAGACUUUUUAUAUAUUUAUAUCUAGAUUUUUUAAAAUCAUAUUUACAACUCUGAAGAUAUUCUAAUGUAAGUACUCUUUAAAGAUCCAAAGCAAAGUUAAGUUUGGGUCAUUAUCCCACUUAAGAUACACCCUAGAGAUUAUAUUAUUCACUUUGGAUUGGUCUGACUGCAUUUAUAUUUAAUAGUCACAUGACUUUUAUAAUGGAAUAAUGGAAAAUGAAAAUACUUCAGGGCCCUGUCUUACAAAGAGUUUUGAUUGAUCCACUCAACCACAGCGAUCGAUGUCCAGCAACGUCAACAUCUGAAAUGCAGGUUUGUUCGAAAUGUGUGAUGCAUAUGCAUGCAUUCAUUGUUUUCUUGAGAAUUCAAUAUGCCUCUCUUUGUUUACAAAGGAAAUUGUUCAAUUUUCCUUUAGAAAUAGUCAUGACAAUGAUGGAUUUCCAUAGAAUUGAGGUUGAUCUGAUCAAUCGUAUCUCUUUGUAAGACAGAGUCCAGGGCC